This is a messenger RNA of Branchiostoma floridae (Florida lancelet), 2589 nucleotides long. Its product is annotated as dynein assembly factor 4, axonemal-like. The record is from RefSeq and is a predicted model, not a curated record. Gene Ontology annotation, molecular function: protein binding. The coding region runs from base 364 to 1656 and encodes 430 amino acids. Gene Ontology annotation, biological process: inner dynein arm assembly; outer dynein arm assembly; cilium movement. The transcript has a single exon. Lineage: Eukaryota; Metazoa; Chordata; Leptocardii; Amphioxiformes; Branchiostomatidae.
AUUGCUCAUAUGAGCCAUCUAAUCAUUCUACUGCAUACAUCACGUAUGUAUUGAACUAAAUUCUGUUAAGAGUACCUCAAAUAAUAUUGUUGUUUUCAGUGUAUGGUAUGUAAGGUGUACACUAGAAAUUAUCUUCCCUAUGAUAUGAAUGUAGCAUUCUAAAAUGGCUGUCUGAAAACCAUAGUAACCUGUGUAAUCGAUCUAGUCCACUUCGUAUCUGUACAGCAAAUCCGCCAGUAUUUCCCUCUGUCAAGGCAGAAACUCUCUGUGUGUGAAUAUCAAGAUCGACAGAAACUUAUUGUGUUCUCCCAAGGACAUUAUCGUUCAUAUAACGUCCUUCAUUCUCCUGAAUCUGACGCAGACAUGCCGAUCACCGUGAAAGACUACACUUGGGAAGAGACUGAGACGUCUGUGUUCAUCACAGUCCCGCUCAAGGGCGUACAGGCGAGGAAGACAGAUAUAUUCUCCACAGACAAAUACAUCAAGGUGAACUACCCUCCCUACUUGUUUGAGGUUGACCUGUUCGCACCCGUGGUGGAUGAUAAAAGCACGGCUCAGGUGGGAAAUGGCACAGUCGUCUUCAAGCUUGUCAAGAAAGACCCCGGUAUCUGGACCCAGCUUGCAGCGUCUGAUGCUGGUGACAAGAAAGCUAUGAUAGAGAAGAGAGAGAAGGAGAUUGAGAAGGCGCAACAGAGAGCAGAAGAACAAAAGAAAGCUGCAGCAGAACGGAAGAGACAGGAACAGAAGUACGCACUUCGUGAGCAGAUGAGACUAGAGGAAGAGGAAAGGAGAAGGGUUGAAAAUGCAAAGAAAGCUGAGCGUGAGCAGGCGAUGACUGAGCUGGAAACUUGGAAACAGCAGCAAGUUCAGAGUGAAAUUAUUAAGAGGGAUGAGAAUCAAGUCAAGCCUGAGAAACUAGAGCGAAGAAAUGAGGUGGCUAAAGAGGAAGGGCAGAAGCUACCAGUCAGUGCACAUACAGCGCAAAAGAUUGAACCUGCCAAAAAAAAGGAGCAGACUGCUAAAAGUAAGUUGUCCAUGUUUGAUGAUGAUGAUGCCAACAUUCCAGCUAUCAGGUCCAAAGGGAAGAUUGAGGUUUCCUUUACACCAAGGGUCUUCCCAACCCCUGUGAGGGAAUCUAAGCUUCAUGAGGAGGAGGAGUGGCUGAAGAAGCAGACAGAAGCCAUGCGGGCUGCUGAGAUCGAUGAUCCAAACUUAAGUGAGGAAGAGAAAAAUCCCCUGUGGCUGAAGGAAAAGGGCGACGGAUUUUACAAGUCUGGGAACGUCCUUGCCGCCGUGAAUGCAUACUCACAAGCUAUCCGAAUGGACAGUAAGAUGCCAGCUCUCUAUUCCAAUAGAGCUGCCUGUCACCUGCAGAUCAGGAACUUUCACAAAGCUGCGCAGGACAGCUCUCGGGCACUGGAGCUGUUGACCCCUCCUGUACCUGCGAACGCAGCAGCCAGGUGUAAAGCCCACGUGAGGAGAGGCACGUCUCUCUGUCAGCUGGAGAUGUAUGUUGAAGGUUUGAUGGACUAUGAAGCAGCACUGAAAAUUGAUCCCAAGAAUGAGACUCUUGCACAAGAUGCUGAAAGAAUUCGGCAAAUCAUACAGGGUAGCACUGGCAAGAAUGACAAUGACGCAUUAGAAUCAUUAGAUUAGAGCAGAAACCGUUUGUUUGUUUGCUGACCCAUUUACGGGACCUGGUAUGAUUUGUAAGCCAAAAUUUCUGAUAUGUUUCCAACAAAUAGGUUUGAUUAAAAUUUUGAAUUUUUUUUACUCUGUAACACAUUCCAAAAUUGCAUCGGAUAGACUAGUAUUGAAUGGCAUGUUAAUGCAUUUAUUAGAAUGAUUUACAUAUUAAGGCCUUUUUUAUAUGAAUUCAUGUCAUGAAGUUGAAAAAUCAGUUCAUUUGUCAAAAUAAAUUUUUUCAGCCAGUAGCUGAAUUUUUAGCAUUUGUGGUAUGAUUUCGUGUUUUGUAUGAUCACUGUAUUUGUAAGAAGUGCAGGACCUGUCACCUUCACUCAUUGCUGAAAUACUUUUAGUAAAGUACUGUAGAUAGGUAGUAUCCAGAUUUCCUGACUGCCUUUGUCUAUUUGAGGUUUGCUUUUCUUGUCUGAACUUAAGUCUAGAGUAGAUUAUAGGUAAAUUUUCUAAACUAUAGAGUGAUAAACUGAUAAUGUCUCCCUCUUGUAUAACUUUUAUCAUUCAUAGAAUUGUACAUUCAUCCCUCAGAGUUAUUAUCAUUAAAGUUUCAACUUUGGCAACUUCCCAGUAGUAAGUAAAGUUCUUGUUCCAAUCAUCAAAAUACUGAACAGUACACAUGAGUGCAGUCUUGGUAUAUCACUAGCCAUGCAAAAAGUGUGGUUAAUGCUUUCUCUUAUCAAUUUCAAAUCAGUUGUAUGACAUCUUUGGGGACAGCAAAAGCUGUUCAAAUCAAACCCAAAGUUUAACUCCACUCUUCAAGCAGAUGUGAGGUCACAGUGGGGAGGAGAACUGUAACAUGUUCCAGAUAUUUCACUUCACUAGUUUUACUUUGUUUAACAUCAGGCCAUGUUGAUUGUAUGGAUAACAUCCUCUGGGAACCCCAAAACU